CUGCUUCGACCCUACUAACUCUUACACUGCGACUCCCGAUCACCCUCGCUACUUCUCGGCUUCCCCUCCCACCUCCAGCCCCUCCACUCCCCGAGUGAACGGCCCCUCCAGUGGCAGCAUGGCAAUUUCCGACAACUCCGAGCCCAAAAUCGCCACGGGCCCCGGUGGCUACGUCCUCGAAGAUGUUCCUCACUUAGUUGAUUACAUCCCCGAUCUCCCCACAUAUCCCAAUCCAUUACAAGACAAUCCGUCCUAUUCGGUUGUUAAGCAGUAUUUCGUUAAUGCAGAUGAUACCGUUGCUCAAAAGAUUGUUGUUCAUAAGGAUAGUCCAAGGGGGACACACUUUCGACGCUCUGGACCACGUCAGAAGGUGUAUUUCGAGUCAAAUGAUGUGCAUGCGUGCAUUGUGACAUGUGGUGGUCUAUGUCCAGGACUGAAUACAGUUAUUAGGGAAAUAGUAUGUGGUCUGUACCACAUGUAUGGUGUCAAAAGAAUUCUUGGAAUAGAGGGUGGAUAUAGAGGGUUUUAUGCCAGAAAUACAAUCCCCUUAACACCGAAGGUUGUGAAUGACAUCCAUAAACGAGGUGGCACCAUCCUUGGAACCUCGCGAGGUGGGCAUGUUACCUCAAAGAUUGUGGACAGCAUCCAGGACAGAGGAAUUAAUCAGGUUUAUGUAAUUGGAGGAGAUGGAACUCAGAAAGGAGCUUCGGUGAUUUUUGAGGAAAUUAGGAGGCGUGGCCUCAAAGUAGUGGUGGCAGGAAUUCCCAAAACCAUCGAUAAUGACAUUCCGGUUAUAGACAGGUCUUUUGGUUUCGACACUGCUGUUGAGGAGGCUCAACGAGCCAUUAAUGCAGCCCAUGUUGAAGCAGAAAGCGUUGAGAAUGGUAUUGGCUUUGUCAAGUUAAUGGGCCGCUACAGUGGAUUCAUAGCAAUGUAUGCUACUCUUGCUAGCCGAGAUGUUGACUGUUGUCUGAUUCCAGAAUCGCCUUUUUAUCUGGAAGGACCAGGUGGACUUUAUGAAUACAUUGAAAGAAGACUGAAGGAGGAUGGUCACCUGGUUAUAGUAAUGGCUGAAGGUGCAGGACAAGAACUUCUUGCUGAAAGCAUGAACCAGCAGGAUGCUUCUGGAAAUAAGCUUCUCCAAGAUGUUGGUCUCUGGUUAUCGCAAAAUAUUAGGGACCACUUCUUGAAACAGAGAAAUAUCACUAUAAAUCUCAAAUAUAUAGAUCCUACUUACAUGAUCCGUGCAAUUCCAAGCAAUGCAUCUGAUAAUGUAUAUUGCACCCUCCUUGCUCACAGUGCCAUUCAUGGUGCGAUGGCUGGAUACACGGGCUUCACUGUCGGCCCUGUUAACGGGAGGCACGCUUACAUUCCGUUCCGUUGGGUGACCGAGAAGCAGAACAAGGUUGUGAUCACUGACAGAAUGUGGGCACGGUUACUGUCGUCAACCAAUCAGCCAAGCUUCUUGGACCUCAAGAAGGUUGAAGCAAUUAAGAAAGAGGAAAAGGAAGAGGAAACAAAAGCCCAACUGAUAGUUGGGGAAAACCAUACUGAAGCAACUGCAGCGUCUAUACCAAAGGAAUAGGAAAGGGUUCAACUAGAAGCAUGCUUCCGAAAUCAAAGAUUGUUGUGUUCAUGGCGCUCUUAUUCAUUGUCGCUCCAUCUGUCUUCAUGUGUGAUGUAAUUCUUUAGAAGAGCACCCUAAAUCUGUCGCUGUUUUGUGUUUUCGUAUCGUUAUCUUUAAAAGGAGUCAUUGUAUACUUAUGAAACAAAUGAGAAGUUAUGAGUUGUGGGCAGAUAUGAUUCCUCUCCACUCUUUCUCCCAA
Messenger RNA from Pyrus x bretschneideri (Chinese white pear), 1826 nucleotides. RefSeq names its product ATP-dependent 6-phosphofructokinase 6. Gene Ontology annotation, biological process: glycolytic process; fructose 6-phosphate metabolic process. NCBI's taxonomy places the organism in Eukaryota, Viridiplantae, Streptophyta, Magnoliopsida, Rosales, Rosaceae. Gene Ontology annotation, molecular function: ATP binding; 6-phosphofructokinase activity. The record is from RefSeq and is a predicted model, not a curated record. Gene Ontology annotation, cellular component: cytoplasm. The transcript has 13 exons. The coding region runs from base 119 to 1585 and encodes 488 amino acids.